Danaus plexippus (monarch butterfly) is the source of this 1655-nucleotide messenger RNA. Its product is annotated as golgin subfamily A member 6-like protein 25. The record is from RefSeq and is a predicted model, not a curated record. Bases 91 to 1002 code for a protein of 303 amino acids. The transcript has 2 exons. Lineage: Eukaryota; Metazoa; Arthropoda; Insecta; Lepidoptera; Nymphalidae.
GAAUGAGGCAUGGAGAGAGGGGCUCGUUUAUAAAUACUAACGCGCGGCCUUACAAUAGGCAGUCGUGGCAGCGUACACCUCCGUUUCAAAAUGAGGACGCUGGCGAUCACGUUAUGUUUUACCUUUGCGGUCGCAUUAGCUGUACCCAUCAAGGAGAAUAGUGAAGUUUCGAGGGAUAAAAGGUCUCCGGGCUGGCACUCAGAACCCGAGGGAGUUUGGGAAAAAAAACUUGUCUGGAAAGAGGACUGGAAACAGAUUUGGAAAACUGAAAAAAAAUUAAUAUGGAAAUCUGAAUGGAAGAAAGAAAAAGUGCCGGCGUGGAAGACAGAAAAGGUUCAGCAAUGGAAAGAAGAACAAGUGCCCGCCUGGAAAGUAGUACAGAAACCCAUAUGGAAGGAAGUUCAAGUACCAAUUUGGAAAGAAGUUCAGGUUCCAGAUUGGAAAAAAGUAUCGAAACCAGUAUGGAAAGAAAUACAAGUACCGGUAACGAAGACGAUACAAGUACCAGAGUGGAAAAAAAACUUUGUCCCUGAAUGGGUUAAGGAAGGAGUACCCGGUGAAAAAUAUCUAGGCAAAGAUGAGCACGGCUGGGAAUACACAAGUCAUGAUCUUUGGAGGAAAAAGUUAGUGUGGAAACCUGUGUGGAAAAAAAUAUGGAAACCUGUACAAAAACAAGAAUGGGUGACCGAUAAAAAAUUGGAAUGGAAAGAUGAAUGGAAACAAAUUUGGAGAACUGAAAAGAAACAAGCUUGGGUAACAGAAAAGAAACAAGAAUGGGUAGAAGAGAAAGUUCAAGUUUGGAAGACAGUCAAAAAAGAAAUAUGGGUUCCGGUCCAAAAGAAAAUCUGGGUAGAGAAAUGGAAGCAAAUCCAAGUGCCCGUAUGGAAGACCAUCGAAGUGCCAGCCUGGAAGAAGGUAUGGAAACCUGUAUGGCAAAAAGUCUGGGUACCAAUCCAUCAUGAACACCACGAACACCACGAACACCACGGCUGGGAUAAAUAGGUAGAUUUAUGAUUAUAGUUUUGUAUUGUAAAUAUUUAGUCAUUUGUUAUUUGAUUGUUACCGUGAAAAGAUUUAAGUUUUCUUUUGUUUUGUAAAUAAUGUUAAUCGAGUCGAAGUUAUUGUCUCCGUUGUGGUUUAUACACCAGCUCUCGAUGUUUGAGGCGUACGCGAAGGCGAAUGCUUUAUUAGUUGCGACUGUAUAAAGUUAAACCUAGCGAAUGUAUUUGGCUUUGCGUGCGCCCUGAGACUUAACUCUUAAUAUUGUAUUGUUUAAACCAAUAUAAAUAUUAGGAGUUUAAGUCCUUUUAAUCUAUUUAACUAUACGUGUAAUUUUUUCUUCAAUCAUCUGCCGUGAAAACGUCAUAGUCAUAAUUAUUUUGAUUUUGUUGUCUAUUUAAGUCAUGACUAAAACGUAGAGGCUAAUAUUUAUCGAAGCCAAAUAUAUAUAUAUAAAUUUUGAAUAUUUCUUAUAUUCCACAUGGAAUUUCAGUUACAAAAAGUAUAUAACUCAAUUAAAAAAUAUAUGAAAAUUUCAUAAAACGAUGAUGUUUAAAUGAAAACAGCUACCACAUACAUACGUUUUAGUAUUGUCUAUCACAUACAAAUGAAAUGUACGUUUAUAAUUCACGUAUAAAGUUACCUUAUUUAAUAAA